This is a messenger RNA of Aspergillus niger, 1029 nucleotides long. RefSeq lists its product as hypothetical. NCBI's taxonomy places the organism in Eukaryota, Fungi, Ascomycota, Eurotiomycetes, Eurotiales, Aspergillaceae. Bases 1 to 1029 code for a protein of 342 amino acids. The transcript has 2 exons. The record is from RefSeq and is a predicted model, not a curated record.
AUGGCACCAAGUCUUCGCAUUGAGGUCAAUCAACAGUCGCAUCAAAAUCCUACAUCCCCAGAUUAUGAAGGAGUGAAUAUAGCAAGUCGCAGCCAUGUUAUCACGGAUGGUCACCUUGACGGAAAUGUUAUUAUCUUCAUGCCAGGCAACGAGACUGCCAAUUCAUCGCAACAAUAUCUCGUUGAGGUUACCUUCGAAGCUACUGCGACUGGCAAAAAACAUCACUGUACAAUAUCCCUCCUGCUCUCUCCGACAAGGUUUUUAUUAACUUACCCUCAGCUCCUCCGAGCAUCCGAUGUGCGCGAACUAUCACAACAAUCCACCACCAACACAUCCUCACGCACAAUCCUACAUCCAUUCCACUUCACCAUCCCCCAAACCGCCAACUUUGUCACUUCCGACCAAAAUGCCUCCACAACAACCUUACCGCCAUCGCUCUCCUUCAAACCCAUGCCAGUCUACAACUCCAACGAUCUCAUCCUACGCGGACAAGGCCGCAUAGAAUACUUUCUCAAAGCCCGACUCUUCGACCACGGGAAUUGCAUCGCCGAAAACGAAGCGCCAGUAACGUUCGCUCCAGCCCGCGAAUGUCCUCCUCCCAUUUGCAUCUCCGACUUUCCCGGCGAGUACACCCUCGCGUCGUCACGACGUGUGCGCGAUCGUUUACAUCACCGUGAUUUAUACUAUCUGUCCGUUCAGACGGGGGAACCUGCUCCACUGUAUCUAGGUCGCUCGACCAUGGUAUCUACGGUAGUUCCGUUAAAAUGGAACUAUCGCUGUUUGGUUCCGUCGCAACAGCACGCAAAUGUUCCCGACAUAUAUGCCACCAUCCAGACGUCACUUCGCGCGACGACAUUUGUUUCUGUUUCUCCUCAAGAUCGGAUUCCAUUAGAGGAGGACGCUAACAAGCUGUUGGACUUUAAGCUUGUUGCGAAUACAACGGGGACUAGUCUCACGCAGGCGCGGAAGUUGCGCAUUGCAUCGUGGGGGAAUCUGGAUGGUGGAGGGCCUUAUGGAACGCGUAUGUAG